UCAUUUACUACUUCCGGUUAGCAGUGUUUCGGUUUUUAACGAUAGGAAAGUGGAACCGUAGUUUCAUUUCAUCCAGAUAUACUACAGUGAAAUCUGCAUGCAGCUGAGAGGGGAGAAGCAUGAAAGUGAAGGUGAUCUCCAUUCUGGAGGAUAACUACAUGUACCUGGUCAUUGGGGAGCAAAGCCGAAUGGCCAUAGCGGUGGACCCUGCUGUCCCUCACCGGCUUCUGGAUAUCAUUAAACGAGAGGGGCUUUCUCUCACUGCAGUUCUCACCACUCAUCACCACUGGGACCAUGCUCGUGGGAAUGAAACCUUGGUGAAGGAGGUUCCGGGACUGAGAGUGUAUGGAGGAGAUGACCGCAUCAAUGCUCUGACUGACAAAGUUACCAAUGCUCAAGAGCUCAAGUUUAACUCAAUCAAUGUGAGGUGCCUGUUCACUCCCUGUCACACCUUAGGCCACAUGUGCUACUUUGUUUGGGAGGAUGACUGCACCGAUGCUCCAGCUGUCUUUACUGGGGACACACUGUUUGUGGCAGGAUGUGGGCGGUUUUUUGAAGGAACUGCCGAGCAGAUGUACCACAACUUGACUGAGGUCCUGGGCACCUUACCACAGGAAACAAAGGUCUUUUGUGGACACGAGUACACCAUCAAGAACCUGAAAUUUGCAUUGAAAGUGGAGCCUGAGAAUGAGAAGGUGAAACAGAUGCUAACAUGGGCCAGGGCUAGGGACGACGAUGACAAACCUACAGUCCCGUCAACCUUAAUAGAGGAGUUUGAGUACAACCCUUUUCUGCGUCUCUCCGAGGAAAGCGUUCAGAAGUUCACAGGGAAGACCAAUCCCGUCGACGUGCUGAGGGUGCUCCGAAAAGAGAAAGACAACUUUCAGAAACCCAAGGAGCGUAUGCCUCCCCAGGCCAUGCUGGCUCUCCAGUGGGACCUCCUCGGGGCAUCCUCUUGUCUACCCAAGACCUGAAUGAGAAUGGCCAUGAGCAGACUGAUUGCUGUGGUUGGCAGCACCUGAAAUGCCUCUCUGGAGUGGAAGGACACAAGUUUUGGGAGAGAUUAAGUGUCUCAGUCCAAUUGUAGGUCACUCCCAAAGGUUCAUUAUCUCACCAUGUGCAUGUCAUAAUGUUUUCAAAUUGUCUGCACCACACCCAAUCAAUAAAUAAUAUUCACUUUAUAGCUGACUGGAUGUGUCCAGCAGACAGAGCUCCUAAAACCAUUCAACUAUUGUUGAAUUGUGAGUGACUCACAAAUGAUGGUUUUAUUCCCUUUAAAAUGAAUUUUCUUGGCAGCAUUCCUUUUCUGAUAAGGCCCUUUGCAUAAAAUUAGCUGGAAAGUAAACACCCCCGCAACUUUAUUUGAUUUUUUGACUACUUGAAGUGUUCCAGAUGCAAAUCUGUGUCUGUAAUGUAUGGUUGCUAUAAAUUACCUAUAGUUAUGCGAGGAAUUUUUAGUUCUAACAUUUCUAACAGG
Scleropages formosus (Asian bonytongue) is the source of this 1477-nucleotide messenger RNA. Its product is annotated as hydroxyacylglutathione hydrolase-like protein. The record is from RefSeq and is a predicted model, not a curated record. Bases 120 to 974 code for a protein of 284 amino acids. Lineage: Eukaryota; Metazoa; Chordata; Actinopteri; Osteoglossiformes; Osteoglossidae. Gene Ontology annotation, molecular function: hydroxyacylglutathione hydrolase activity. The transcript has 9 exons.